UCUUUGCUGACUUGGUCCCUCCCCUUCACUGAGCUGGUUUAAGUUCGGUGAAAACGAAGUGCAGUGCAGUUUGCAAACUGAGUUCGCAAGGUGACGAGAGCCAAGGAGUCCAAAUUUCAGUUUCAUUUCAGGGAUGAGAAAUGGCAGCGAGAGGAGUUCAGCUGGGGCAGGAAACCAUGCGUUGUGCGAUCUGUCUGGAUCUGCUGAAGGCUCCUGUGACUGUUUCCUGUGGACACAGCUACUGUAAGAACUGUAUUAAUUUCCACUGGGACACAGAGGAUGAGAAGACGGUCUACAGCUGCCCUCAGUGCAGAAAGACCACCAUGAAGAGGCCAGUCCUGAUGAAAAACACCAUGUUAGCAGAUUUGGUGGAGCAACUGAAGAAGCCUGGGCUUCAAGCUGCUCGUGCUGACCACUGCUAUGCUGGAGCUGAAGAUGUGGCCUGUGAUGUCUGCACUGGGAGGAAAGUAAAAGCUCUCAAGUCCUGCUUAGUUUGUUUGGCUUCUUACUGUGAGGAACACCUCCAGCCUCAUUACGAAUCACUUGUAUUUAAAAGACACACACUGGUGGGCCCCUCCAAGAAGCUGCAGGAGAACGUCUGCUCUCAUCACAAUGAGGUAAUGAAGAGGUUCUGUCGCACUGAUCAGCAGUGCAUCUGUUAUCUCUGCUGUGAGGACCAACACAGAGGCCACGACACGGUCUCAUCUGCAGCAGAAAGGACGCAGAGGCAGAAAGAGCUCGAGCUGAGUCAACAAAAAAUCCACCAGGGAAUCCAGGGCAGAGAGAAGAAUGUGAAGGUGCUUGAGCAGCAGGUGGAGGCUGUCAACCGCUCUGCUGAUAAAGCAGAGGAGGACACUGACAAGAUCUUCAAAAUGCUGAUCCGUCUCCUGGAAAAAAGAAGCUCUGACGUGAAGCAGCAAAUCAGAUCCCAGCAGAAAACUGAACUGAGUCGAAACAAAGAUCUACAGGAGAAGCUGCAGCGGGAGAUCACUGAGCUGAAGAGUAAAGACGCUGAACUGCAGUGGCUCUUACACACGGAGAAUCACAACCACUUUCUACUCAACUACCGCUCAGCGACACUCAGUCCGCCUCCAUUCUCAUCCAGGACCAAUGUCAUACUGAAACCCUUUGAGGAUGUGAUAGUAGCUGUGUCAAAGUUCAGAGGUCAACUACAGGAUCUCCUGACUAAGCCAUGGACAGACACCACAUUUACAGUGACUCCAGACGAUGUUUUACUGCCACAACCGGAGCCCAAGACCAGAGCUGAGUUCUUACAAUAUUCAAAGAAAAUCACAUUGGAUCCAUACACAGUAUACAAACAUCUGUUGUUAUCUGACGGAAACAGAAAAGUAACAGCAGUGAGGAAAAAGCAGUCUUAUCCUAGUCAUCCACACAGAUUCAAGGAUUGGCCUCAGGUCCUGAGCAGAGAGAUUCUGACUGGACGUUGUUACUGGGAGGUGGAGUGUAGAAGUACAGGAGGAGACGUCACUGUAGCCGUCACAUACCCGAGGAAAGUCUGCGAAGACGGGACCUCAGAUGAAAUGGGUUUUGAAGUCCAAAAUGGAUGCUGGGUGAUAAAUAUUGAUUUGACAACCGCCAGAUUGGGAGUGUACGUGGAUCAGAGCGCGGGCAUUAUCUCCUUCUACAACGUCUCUGACAACAUGACUCUCUUCCACAGAGUCCAGACCACAUUCACACAGCCUCUCUAUGCUGGAAUCGGGAUCUUUUACUAUUCUGAACUUUUCAGUUUUUAUGGAGCCUCAGCCGAGUUCUGUAAACUCAAAUAGACGUGUGUUAUUUUAUUUAAGGAGCCGUGAGAUAAAUCUUGCAUUUUACUCUUUAAAAAUUGAAUCCUAAUUUGUUUGUAAAACACUUUUUUUUUAUAAAAAAAAAAAGCCAUGGUUGCAUCAUUUGCCUGCUGUUACAAGCUUUUCCAAGUCAUGGCUGUCCAGACUUGAAGAGGAUUUUUUCCACAUUAAAAA
Molecule: messenger RNA, 1982 nt
Organism: Solea solea (common sole)
Lineage: Eukaryota; Metazoa; Chordata; Actinopteri; Pleuronectiformes; Soleidae
Product: tripartite motif-containing protein 16-like
Exons: 1
Coding region: 141-1787 (548 amino acids)
Molecular function (GO): zinc ion binding
Source: RefSeq, a predicted model, not a curated record